Messenger RNA from Hylaeus volcanicus, 621 nucleotides. RefSeq lists its product as uncharacterized. Bases 1 to 621 code for a protein of 206 amino acids. The record is from RefSeq and is a predicted model, not a curated record. The transcript has a single exon. NCBI's taxonomy places the organism in Eukaryota, Metazoa, Arthropoda, Insecta, Hymenoptera, Colletidae.
AUGGCGGCGCAGGCUCUGGCGGGGAAAAUUCUCUUUGAACUUCAAGCGGCUCCACGCGCGUCAGUCUAUGCGCGCGUGCGGGCUACCCGCCUGGUUCGGGGGAACCCGCCGGAGCCAGAGACGGUCGAGGUGUUCGAACGCCAGGCCUGGCGGCUCGCGCUCGCAAAGUGCCGUUUGGAGCUAAGCUCCCAUGCCAGCGAACGCGUUCCCAGGGCUCUCCUGCAGUACUUCAAAAGAUGGCGGGAGAGGGGCUUUGGUAGGCUCACCUACCGAGCGACACAGGUAUUCACCGGGCAUGGUUGUUUCGGCGUCUACCUGUGUCGCAUAGGACGGGAAGCCACGGCAGCCUGUCACCACUACCACGAGGAGGAGCACUCGGCGCAGCAUACACUGAAGGAAUGCCCCGCCUUUUCAGCGCUGCGCCGAGUCCUAAGGGCCCAAAUCGGGUAUGAUCUCUCGCACCCAGCAGUAGUUGGGGCUAUGCUGGUGAGCGAGAAGAACUGGAGGGCGGCGGUCUCCAUUUGCGAAGAGGUUAUCUCGCAGAAGGAAGCCGCAGACGGGUCCGGGGGCGGUGGCGCCCUGGAUAAGGAUAGUGGCUGGCGGUGGGGACGGCUAGAAUGA